UUGUGAUAAUAAGUUUGCAGUUAAAGUAUCAUUGUCAAAAGAUCGUUUAAGAAAGAAAUUUAGAAGGAAAAUUAUUGAAUUUUGAAUUUAUUGUUCGGCAUUAUUAUUGACUUGAAAAGCAUAUUUUGUCGUUUAUUGUUCAUGCAAAUCACGAUCUGGCUUAUGAAAUACGCGAAGCUGUAUAUUGUUAGUAGUGACACUUACAUGCAGGUGGAUAAGUUUCGGGCAGGUGGCGCACGUGAUAUGCUACUUACGUGUAACAUCCAUUCACUUUGGAAAGAUAUAACGUACUGUUAACCAUGAACGAUACUUCAAGUCUUCUAAAGGAAAUUGGACUGAACAUAUGUGGGCAUACAGACAAAAAGUCUUUUAACUUACUCUACAGGGCGGACACUGAGGUCAAAGUAGAUGAAUUCCAUUCCAAAUGUGAUGGGAAAGGACCAACAGUCACGAUUCUUUAUUUGAAAAACAACACGAUAUAUGGAGGAUAUACAAGCGAAGAUUGGUCUUCGGAGAGGAGGAAAACAAAAGCGGAUAAACACGCAUUUUUAUUCUAUAAGAAUGAUCAUGUUGACGAAAAUUGUGAUUUCAUCCCAAUCGCAGAAAACAUGAAGAGUAAAGCUAUUACUUGUGAUCCCAAUUUCGGACCGACAUUUGGAUGGGGCCCAAUGUUUACGAAAAGUUACGAUCUUCAAACAUUUAAAAAGGAUAGCAAAUCGGAGAGUGAAUGUAGGGACGGCUCCCUAAUUUUGAAUGGCGCAAUGAACAUUGGAUGUGCAUAUAAAACUCAAUCUAGAAAAAUCAGGAGGGAUAUUGUGUCAAACUUGCCUGAAGAAAAAGGGGCGAGAGGGACUUUGGCAGUUCCAGAGCAAACACACGUUACAGAUCCUUUACUCAUAAAACGUAUUGUUGUGUAUCAAGUUGUAGAAAAGCCAUGGAGGAAAUUCCCAACAGAUAAAGAAUUACAAGAAAUGAAAAAGCGUCUUGAAGAUUUCAAACCGGUACCUGGAAUUGGUAUAAAAAAGUAUAACAUACUGCUUCUCGGAGCCAUUGGAUCUGGCAAGUCGAGUUUCUACAACACUCUGGCUACCGUUUUCUCAGGUUCAGUUAAAUUACAUGCCCCUGCAAGAGGCGCGGGAAGAAGUGAUACUAAUGAGACGAUCCUCGCAUAUGAACUUAAAUCUGAAAGUGGAAAGCAUUUAAACCUUCAAAUUUUCGACACAAGAGGAUUCGGGGAAAACAAAGGAUACAACAAUGAGCUUGAAAAAAUUCUCAACGGAAGAUUACCAGUUGAAUUUACUUUUCCAGACCAAUCAGCACCUGUAAAAGAGGAUGAACUGACUCAUGCAAGUUUGGAAAAGGAAAUGCACAUGGUGUGCUUCGUAACAGGAACUUCGAACUUAGACACUAUUACCAACGAACAGCGUAUACAAAUCAAUGACAUAAAAGCCUGUGUAAACAGGAAGGGUUUACCAAUGGUUGCUGUUGUGACAAAAUUUGACGAAUUCAAUGAAAGUAUAUUGGAAGAUGCAAACCAAGUUUAUAGAAGUUUGGAGGCUCGUAAUGCUAUAAAGAGGGUGUCAAACUUCUUUGGAAUACAGGAGAAAUAUACUUUCCCAAUCGUGAAUUACAUAAAUGACGAAGAAAUAAAAGAAGGCAAUGACAGGCUAGCACUACAAGCUUUAGACGCAAUGGUUAGACUGACAAAUGACUAUCUCGAAAACCUUAAAGAUUCAUUGCAGGGUAAGGAAACAGAAGAAAUGAAAAAGCGUCUUGAAGACUUCGAACCGGUACCUGGACUUGGUAUAAAAAAGUAUAACAUACUGCUGCUUGGUGCCAUUGGAUCCGGCAAGUCGAGUUUCUAUAACACACUGGCAACCGUUUUUGCAGGCUCAGUUAAAUCACAUGCCCCUGCAAGAGGCGCGGAAAGUAGUGUUACUAACGAGGUCCACGCAUAUGAACUUAAAUCUAAAAGUGGAAAGUAUUUAAACCUUCAAAUUUUCGACAUAAGAGGAUUUGCGAAAGACAGAGGAUACGACGAUGAGCUUGAACACAUUCUCGACGGCAGAUUACCAGUUGGAUUUACUGUGAGUUGA
Mercenaria mercenaria is the source of this 2096-nucleotide messenger RNA. RefSeq lists its product as uncharacterized. Bases 300 to 2096 code for a protein of 598 amino acids. The record is from RefSeq and is a predicted model, not a curated record. NCBI's taxonomy places the organism in Eukaryota, Metazoa, Mollusca, Bivalvia, Venerida, Veneridae. The transcript has 9 exons.